GAUGUCAUCUUUCUGGGAAAAUAACAAGGGUUCAAUUAAAAAUGCAGGUAUUGCAACUGCCAAAGGUAUCGGAUCAGGAUCGAAAGCCAUUGGAAAAGCAGGGGUGCGUACCUACAAAAACCAUGAGGCCAAAAGAAAAGGAUUACCUCCACCAACUCAUGAAAGCAGUGGUGGAAGCGCUGAUAACGAUGAUAGUUCCGAAAGAAAAAGUUACUCAAAGCCUCUCCCGAGAAAUGACAAUGUUGAUUUGGGAGCUUAUGCUCCUCCUCCAAAGAGAAAUGUUGGUACAUUCGGUCCAGGUAGCGGUAACUAUAGAUCACCUCCACAACAGACGAAUAUUCAACCUGUUCAACAGCCGGCUCCAACCCAGUCAAUUACUGCACAACCUGUUCAACAGCCGGCUUCAACCCAGUCAAUUCCUGCACAACCUGUUCUUCCUCCUAGGUCGAAUGCUCCUCCUCAAACUUCAGAGCCCGAGCCAGCACCUGCCUAUACACCAGUAGCUGAACCAGAACCACCAGUACCUUCAGGUGGAUAUAGAAGGGCCCCAGCUCCCUUGCCACCAACCGCUCCUCAGUCAGCCCCAGAACAACCGUCAUAUCCAGCUCAGCCAAUUGCCAGCCAGGCAGUUCCUCCCAGUACUGGUACCGUAUCCCCACCACCGAGACAAACCACUCCCUUAUCCAAAGAGAGUUUGAAUAGUUUUGCUCCACCGCCUAUUCACAAAGAUAGAGGUUCCGGAUCCAGUUCACCGAGCCAGAUCAGUAGACAGAACUCUAAUGUCUCCCAGAUAAGACCUUCACCAGGUUAUCUGAUGCCCGCACCUGAUGCGACCAGCUCUAAUCAACCUUCGGCUCCAUCUGAAUUUGUUGCUGAGGAGUCCGGGAGAAAGCCACUUAAAGUUACUGGUAUUGACUUGUCCAAAGCUGGCCCACCUCCACCUAAGUAUAAUGGCCCAGCUUUGAAGUCAAACGAAAACAAACCAAGGCCUUCAUCCUCACAUAUUGCCUCUUCUCCUCCUCCAACCAUGCCUUCAAGACCAUCUGUAGGUCUGGCAGAAACUCCUCCUCCUUUGCCAUCUAGAAGGUCUGAUUCUACAGUGCCUAGGGAGUCUACUCCCCGAUUACCUACUCGUCCCAGCAACUCACUGAUUGACACUAAUCAAUCGCUUAAUAAACCGAAAAAAGCACCUCCUGCCAAACCAGUUAAGAAACCAAUAAAGCUUGCCCAAAGCAACCCACCUCCAUACACAGAAGAAGAUAACGGUGAAAAUGUUCCAACUCCUUUAAGACCAUCGAGCUUUAGUCAACCUACCUCCCACAAUUUCGCCGAAGAAAUAUCAUUAAGAAAAGUGAAUAAAGCUUCUCCUGAACCGGAAAACGAAACCGUGGUUCUUCCUUCAAAACCAUCUGAUUUGAAAAAAACACCGGCAAAACCAGCACCCAAGCCUAAGCCCAAAUUGUUUGGAUUUGAUCAGAACACCAAUACCGAAACAGCUGAAUUGAAUGUUGCUUCUUUAAGAGACAAACUUAAGAAAGUUGACUUACCGAAGAACGAACCUCUGCAGAAUGAAGUUUCUGAGCAUGACAUCACGAAAAGUGAAGAGCCAAAGAAAGCUCCACCGGUGACUAAACCUAAACCCCAGAUAAAACCUAAGCCAUCCAUAGUACCAACCGCUUCAAGCUCCCCUUCUAGAAAUGUGUCUCCUUCAAGAAGUGCUCCACCACCACCGCCACCUCGUAGUAAUUCGACUACUCCUCAACAGACAACACAGGCUCCUCCACCACCACCUUCUAGAAAUUAUAACAGAAGUAAGGCAGUGACACCUGAAGUUAGCAAUCAACCUCCACAGAUUGACCUCGAACUUCCUAGUGGCUGGUUUGCUAAUACUAGUGGCCCUCUUCAACUCCCUAGCUCAUUAAAUGGUCUCAACUAUUCGACUAACAUUAGAUAUAGUACUCGGUCCUCACCAAUUGGUACUGUAACAUCUUACACAAGAGGAGUUAACAUUCAAUUCAAAGAUUUGUCGAGAGCUGAAUACGAGUUUACGUGGGAAAAUGACAAGAUAGAUAAUGUGAAUGUUGAAUUGAAAAACUUUACGCCAUCUCCAAUCUCUCAUAAUAUUCCAACGAAAUCUCAACUAUUGGAAUACCACAAUCAAUUCAGCGAAUAUGUUGCCUCUUGGGCCGAACAUAAACUAAAUCAACAAGUUGGUUCCGGUGAGUGCUGGGAUCUAGCCCAUGAAGCAUUAUUGAAAGGUUGCGGUAAGCAUGCCUUUGUUUCAACAUACACCCAUCAUGGUUUCCCAAUCUUAAACAUCCAAGGCUCACCAGCAGGAUUACAACUCCUUACUGAAACAUUUGACGAGGUUCGUAGAGGUGAUGUCUUACAGUUCUUUGCAGCCAAAUUUGAAAAUAAGGCUUCCGGCUCUACCCUGUUUGCCGGAGCACCAGAUCAUACUGCAAUCGUAGUGGAAAAUACUGGUGACAAGCUCAUUGUACUUGAGCAAAAUGUUGGUGGCGUAAGAAAGGUUUGCCAAGGAUCCUAUACAAUCAGGGAUAUCACUUCAGGAUCUAUCGCCGCUUAUAGACCUGUUCCAGUUUCAUGGGCAGAAAAAAAAUAGCUAACUCAAUAAGACAUAAUAUACAUUUUUU
Hyphopichia burtonii NRRL Y-1933 is the source of this 2654-nucleotide messenger RNA. RefSeq names its product Muc1p (gene MUC1). NCBI's taxonomy places the organism in Eukaryota, Fungi, Ascomycota, Pichiomycetes, Serinales, Debaryomycetaceae. The annotation marks the transcript as partial. The record is from RefSeq and is a predicted model, not a curated record. The transcript has a single exon.